GCACAUUUUAGGGUUUAUGGGGUUUUGCGAGCGAUGGCUAUGGCGCACCUCGCCAAGAAAGUGCCAUUCCUCUGCCGGCAGUCAAGAAGGGCAUUUUUCACGGCUUUCAAAGAUUUUGCAAGGGACACAGGCUAUCGCUUCCGGAUUUGCGCUCUUCCAGGUCUGUUUCUAGAGUUCAGCGAUCAAGAUCAACCAUGGUGUGUUUUCGAGUUCGAUCGGACAAUUUCUUGGAGGAAGUUGCUCUUCAUGCAAGUUCUUCGAGGAGCAUUUGGAGCGAUCUUUCUCUAGAACUGUGCGCCGGUCGUGAAGGUUUGUCCGAAUUUCCAAUUUCGCGGCACUACGUCGAGAGCUAUCCUGCUCUCGCCAUCGCUGGUACUCACAACGAAAGACAGGCCUUGCUCUAGCAUCGACCGGUUGGAAAUAUGCCAGUUCUGGCCCCAAGCGCGAGUCGCCGGCGUCCAAGAUCUUGAUCCUUUGACAACCACGCUCCGGACAUCUCCCGCUCCACCAACGUUGGAGAUCAUCACCAAGAUGAACCAUUUGUUGCCACGCAUCGUGAAACGAAUGCCACCCUGCCUCUUGCACUCGACUCUACACAAGAUCAUCGUAAGUCAGUGUGAUUUCAUGACUUAUGGUGUGCUACCUUGUGUAGAUGACUGGAAUGAUUCCUGCGGUCCUGUUCGCGAGGUGAACGAAGGCCGGCAUGGAAAGAUCGAAGUGUUGCUGUGGGUAGUUGCACCAUCCUCCUCGGUAGCUCUUGCGAGCGGGAUUUGGAGGGCAGAAGUUCGUGGCGGUGACGGUGAUGGAGAGAUUGCCGGGACGGCACCACUUUGGAUCCUGAUGGCACUUGAGCUCGUAGCAAGCUCCACAGGAAGCUCCGUUCUGGAACAAGACGGUGCUCAGAGCGGUGGUCUCCACUCCAAAGCCUUCGUGGUACAUGUUGCCAUAGCCGCAAGCUCCUCCUGCGAGAGAAGAUCGAGCCAAGAAGACACACGCAAAACAAGCACAUCACGGAAAGACGAAGCGAAACUUUACCCAUUGUUCCCGACGCGUCCGAGCCGCCAUAGUACGUUGCGUGAGCUAAAGUCCAGCCCUCUGGAGUAGCUUGCUUCUCGCGUUCUUGAGCUGCCGCGAGAGAGAGGAAGAAGAGAGGAAGAAGAACACAAGAAGCCAUCUCCAUCUCUAAAACUCUUGCAAGAAACUCAAAUAGAAAGAUUAACGGGUAGAAAUCUAUAACGGUUUUCAUAUACUUUAAAAUAUUAUGGUUUAGUACUAAACCUAAAUUAUCAAAUCAAGAAUUAGCAUGCUUAUAUUUAGUGGAAA
Messenger RNA from Selaginella moellendorffii, 1323 nucleotides. RefSeq lists its product as uncharacterized. The coding region runs from base 532 to 1104 and encodes 190 amino acids. The record is from RefSeq and is a predicted model, not a curated record. The transcript is spliced from 3 exons. Lineage: Eukaryota; Viridiplantae; Streptophyta; Lycopodiopsida; Selaginellales; Selaginellaceae.